Messenger RNA from Menidia menidia (Atlantic silverside), 3845 nucleotides. The record is from the annotation of a GenBank genome assembly. Lineage: Eukaryota; Metazoa; Chordata; Actinopteri; Atheriniformes; Atherinopsidae.
UCGACUGUGACACUUCGCUCCGUCGGCGGUUGGUGAGAGCAACAGAGCCCAAAGGGGAGGAGGGCGAGGAGGAUGGGAAAAAAUCCCUGACCGUGAACUGAUGUGUUGAUAUUUCGCAGUGAAAGUGACACAAAUGGACAGCUUGUUUGAUCGCAACGUGAGAUUAUUGUGUUGAAGCGCGUCGACUAGCGAGAGCUUUGAAAGACUGGCCGUUUUCAGCUGUCCUCCUCUCGGGAAUACGCGAUGCUCAGUCAACGGUUUGACUCCUGCUCAGAAAUUUGAAGGCACAGCCUGAGAAGUCUGCUGAGGAGAAAAGGGAAUGGCCCCGGCCCUGACCAAAAUCCUGAAAAACGGCCAUGGGAUCCACCUGUCCUCGCCUUCGGCCCCUGCCAGAGUGGACUUGAACAGGACGGCCAUAUCGGCUUCGGAACUGGAUCUUCACAUGGGGUCCAUAGAUGACGGCGACCUACAGAAAAUGUGGCUCAACGUGUGCUCCUUUCCCGCCCUGGGUCCCUGCCUCUCCUCGUGCCCUCUGGAUGGAAACUCUGAGCUUUCCACGUGCUCCCAGACGUCUGCCGGUCAGUGCGAGAUGGUGCCCCUGCCCGCUCCAAGCUCCCUAGUUAACUUCCUCUCCUUCAGCAAAUGGCAGGACGACGCUCAUCAGGUGGCCGCCGUCUUUCCAGGUGUAUCUGACAUGUUUUUAGUUCCUCUCCCUGAGCACAAUAGCCAAGAGGCCUGUCUGCUGCACGGACUGUGCGCCGCUCCCGAGUGUGGAACAGAUGGCGGUGAGCUGUAUUGCCCAUCUCUUACUCUGCCAGGUGUUUGUCCCUCCUAUUCCCCCGAGGAGAUUAAAAUUCAGGAUGAACAUCCUCUGCUUGCACCCCAACCGACAAUUAUGCCUGAGGAGGUGCUUCGGAUGGCUUGUCCCCCAGCUUUCCCUCCUCAUUCAGCCACAGUGCAGCCUGGCAUUGGCAUGGUAAACUCUGACCAGCUGGCAUCGAACGCUGUGCCAGAAGAGGCUGUCAAGGAGCAGCUCUCCAGGCAGGCCAGGCUGGAAGGCCGGGCUUGGAGGCUGCAAAGGAGACUCCAAGUCCUGCUGGGAGAACAUGCCUUGCUGCACUGCAACCAGCAGCUGGAGGGGCUGAGGAAGCACGCUCAACUUGGAGAUGUGUUACCCGACAGCCUGGACUACGUCCAUUGUGGUUUAGCGCCCCCGGAGGCAUGCCCCAGCCCUCCCUUUUCUUGGCACGAGUCGGCCAGAGCCUCGCCCUUCUUUGCAGAUGUCGAAGAGUUCAGCCACUCCAGCCAGGUGGUGCUGAGAGGCUUGCAGGACGCCUUGGACUCAGAGGCCACGGGCAGCAGCUCAGAUGAAGAGGAGAUCCAUGGAAAUAGUUUGCCUGUCAGCAGCAGCAGCUGUGAGAGGCAGUGGCUGGAGGAGAGAGCGGAGCUGAGCAGCAGAUGGAGUUGGUUGCAGCUGCGCCUGGCCGAGCUGGAAUUGAGGAUGCAACAACUGGUCACUCUUCACAAGCACAUCCGCUCAACCAAGGGCGAGGUGGUGCUGGCAGACUCCCAGCCGCUCACUGACAGGCAAAUUCAGCAGAGCCUUAUGACGGAAAUGGCUGGCUUGUCCUGCACAGCCUCGGACAUUGAUGCUGAACCCUGCAGCCCCACCCGCCUUCUGCACAACAUAGAGAGACAGAGUGCCCAGCUAAGCCAGAUUGUAAACAGUCUUAUGCCUCCUCUCAGCCUUUCACCACCCUCUCAUCAACCCAGGAUGUCAAAGGGAAGAAGAACCUCCACAUGUGGUCUGAGUGGAGGUGAUGUUUCAGUGUGUGGGAGCUCCAAGAGGAAGAGGCUGUGGACCCGGAGGCUCUUCAAAGCUGACGUGUCGUGUGUGUGCGCCCGUACGCGACCACUGCUCACCUACCACAAACGCAGAUUGUUCACUUUCAGCUCCGACAGCCUCGUCAGUCCACCGAAUUCAGGAAGGAAGCCCCGGCCUGCCUUCUCGUUGUGCCACUCUUCAUCCUCCUGUUCAUGUGGCUCCCCCUGUGAUUCCGUAGCUCUCUGCUCUAACCCUGACUGCAGCUCCCUGUCGUCCAGCGCCUCCGGCUCCAGGCCGCACUCCGUCACGACUCUUUCAUCUGACUCUCACACAUGUGACGGCUUCCAGAGGGUCGUGGCCAGAGAAGAAUGGUCCCAAAGACCUUUAGUGAUCAACUCUCAACUGUGCAGUCUGGGAAACUACAAUAGAAACAGCUCCACGCCACGGCACAAAAGCCACAAAUACAAGCAACAUGCAAGACAUCAUAAAAAACGAGUUAUGGAUCUAUCACCAAUCAGGUCACCAGGCUCUGCAUGGAAUCAUCGCAACAAGAAAAAGAAGAAGGGACACGUGCACAGAAGGAUUGAACAUCAAGAGGAUGAUCUGUACCAGCUCUGUGAUCAAGAAGAAAGUUCUGAUGAUGUGUUGGAGAGGAAUUACACACAAGUCACACACAAGCAGGCCUCACAGAGCUUGAUCCGUAGACGCCAAGGAGAUAGUUUGUACAACAUCAAUGACAUAGUCAUCCCCAUGCCUCUUUCUAAAGUGGAAAAGCUGCAGUACAAAGACAUUCUUACACCCAGUUGGCGGAUGGCUGACAUCCAGCGUUUAACAGAAAGGAUGGAAGACAGAAUGUGGGAGAUUGAGGAUCUCAGCGAUGAAGUCUUCGCUCAGAGGCACCUGGUUGUGGAGCACAAGGAGAAAUUACGCUGGCAGAUUUGGGAAAAAAGAAAGUGCUGCAGACGUCCCACAAGAUCUGGCAGCAGGCUAUCAGGCAGUGGGGGAGGGAUAUGCACAUCAGGAGAGGACAGCUCUGUGGAGUGGAGUUGUGCUCAGCUGGAUUCUGACGAACAGUCGCAGUCAGAAGAGUGGCUGCCUCAGGCACCAUGGGAGCCCCGAGUGUUUCCUUUAGCCGAAGACGAGGAAAUGUCCCUGCUUUCCGAAGAUGGACAAGAAGUCCCAUCUGGAGAGGACGAGUCUAUCGCAGCCACCCACUCAAAGAAGGGCUCAAACUCCCAGCACUCUCUGGCUCAGUCCGCCUGUGCUGCACUGCCCUCUCAUGGAGACAACAGAACCUGCUCGCCCAGUGGCAGCUGAGGCAUCCCUGCCCUUUUCUUUGUUUAAUCUGGGAAGAGAGAAGUCACGUACUCCCUCUGAUUAUCGACAAGUCUAAUGUUAUUCAUAACAUUUUUCUUAUUUUACAACUGUAUUUGUUUAUACAAUAAUUCAUCCCGCAUGUAAAACAGUUGGAGUUAUACAGUCAUCUUACAGAUUUAGGUGAAAGCACUGAGAGCCAAGAUGAAGGGAAGUUUUAGGCAGUUAUUUGACGUCUCUCAUUCUUUUAUAUUUGCCAAUCAAAUGAAUAAUAACUGUAUAAUUUCUUCUUCAGAUCUCUCCACACCAGAGACCAGAUAAAAAUGUGCUCAAGGGGUCUUUAUUGGCAUAUUGAAUACAUUCCAUUAAUAUAUAUAUUUGAGGUGAUUUACUGAAUACUUUGAUGCAUAUUUUUGAUGGAUAUUUUAUAUUGUUACAUGUGUCACUGUAGUUUUAACUGACCUCUGCAGCUCCUGUUACAGUUACAGAUUUUUAAUGUGACUUAGGUACUGUCUGUUAACCUGAGCUUAUUUUACAGCAUGAAGAAUAUAUACUGUUUGUAGUUAUCACAUGCUAUUUAUUUCCACUGAUGUCUUAAAAAUGAACAUAUGAGAAGCCUAUAGUAGAAAUAUUUUUAAUGUAGCAUUUAUUGGUUUGUAAGUACUGUUGAUUUUAAAUGUGCUGUCAUUUUGGUAUGUACUUUCAU